Messenger RNA from Lotus japonicus, 1483 nucleotides. RefSeq lists its product as uncharacterized. The record is from RefSeq and is a predicted model, not a curated record. The transcript is spliced from 2 exons. Bases 332 to 1351 code for a protein of 339 amino acids. Lineage: Eukaryota; Viridiplantae; Streptophyta; Magnoliopsida; Fabales; Fabaceae.
CAUGAAGGUGAAGGGCGAAUAUAUUUCCCUAUCCUCUGCCAGGGGGCGUGGGGUGUUUACUCUCUUUAGGAGUAAUUUUUAACACUGGAAAUCCAAAUUUUUCAAAUUAAAGGAAACCGAAAAAAGUAAAGAUGUUUUCUACUUUGAUGACGGAACCCCACGAUUCCCUUUCUAUUGGACUGAUAAGCCCCAACUUAUCCAUAAUAUUCCCGAAUCCUCUCUUAGCCCCGAUGAGAAAUAUGAGGUUGAUUUCUUAUCCACAAUUCAUUUGAACCUUUAUGAUUUCUAUGAAGCAUUCAAGAAAAGAAACUUAUCCUAUUUUGUUGCGAAGAUGUCUCGCCUUUCUGAAGACGAUAUUCUCCGCUUCCGCCGCGAGCAACAGGCGUUGAAGAAAAAGCAAUCUCCUGCCAAGUCCCUAACCGAACCUGAAGGGAGUCACUCUGAGACGGAGAAGAAUCCAGCCCCGAAAAGAAGAAAGAAAAACCAAAGUUCUGAAAAGAUUGCUGAGAAAGCCACCAUUCAAACUCCGCUGGAAAAAUUCACAACCAAAGGGGCGAACCAAUAUGGUUCCUCAAGCGCUCCACCUCCCUCGUGGAAGAACGAACUGAAAGAAUUUGAGGACAUGACUUCAGAAGAAAUUACUUCCUUAUGGGAUUCCCGCAUCAACUUCAACUCUCUUGUGGAGACCAACCUUGUAUUUGAAGCUGAUAAGGAAAAGAUGAGGAAAGUUGGGCUUCAAGAAGCCUGCCAUGCCGUCAUGACUAAAAGUUUGGAAAUUGCUGCCAUUUCCAAGAUGAUAGAAAUUGAGUCCAGCCACUUUGAUGGGCUUUCUAACGCUAAGAAGCUGGAAGACAAAGAAAAAGAAAAUGAAAAGCUGAAGUCCACAAUGAAGCUGUUGGAAAAAUCUAACAAGGCCAACGAGAAGAAAGCCGCUGACCUGGCUUUAGAACUUGAAAAAUUGAAAAAGACUGUGGAAGAAGGUGAAGCCUUACUGAAGGCGAAGGAAGAAGAAACACAAAAAAUGAAGGAAGAGGCGAACUCCUUGGCCUCAGAAAAACAAAUUUUGAACAAGACUGUUGAUGAUCUUACUGCCGAAACGGCAUCUUUGAAAGCCUCCAUUCUUUCCCAACUUGAGGCUGGCUUUAACAAAGCUAAGGAGCAAAUCUUGUUCCUAAAUCCUGACGUGCCUAUCAAGACUGAAGGCGUUGAUCCUUAUGCUAGGAUCAUUGAAGGAAAAUUAAUCACGCCCAACUUUGACGAGGAAGAAGAAGAAGAACAAGAACAAGAAGAAGAAGACAAGGAGAACAACAACAACAACAACAACAAAGAGGGCGAAGGGGAAAGCAAUUGAUCCUUCCUAAGAAAAACUGAAAUGAUGUUUUGUUCCCGUUGGUCUUAUACCAAACGGUUGACUUAGUUUCCUGCUUUUUAUUUCCUGCAUUUCCCGCUUUCAAUUAAAUGUAACGCCCCCCUCUAGUAUUAA